Molecule: messenger RNA, 4853 nt
Organism: Hippocampus comes (tiger tail seahorse)
Lineage: Eukaryota; Metazoa; Chordata; Actinopteri; Syngnathiformes; Syngnathidae
Gene: gpc3
Product: glypican 3
Exons: 8
Coding region: 291-2099 (602 amino acids)
Biological process (GO): cell migration; regulation of protein localization to membrane; positive regulation of canonical Wnt signaling pathway
Cellular component (GO): plasma membrane; cell surface; extracellular region
Source: RefSeq, a predicted model, not a curated record
AUUAAUCGUACUCGGGCAUCGUUUCACAUUGCUGCCGCUGAUACGAGCACCAACGAAGACCUCAAUGUGCACGAAGGUGUGUAUAUGUGCACGCCCCUUAGAGAGCGCGCGCGCACGUGCCUUUAGUUGACUCGAGCAGUGUUCGGUGGAGGAGAUCACAACUUGCCAGCGUCGGAAUUGCUCGCGUGGUCGCUGGAGCUCGACCCGCCGAAGGAUGCUGACCCACAAGCUCGCAGACUCAUAAAUCCGGCGCUGAAAAAAACGCAUCUUCGAACUUUGAAUGCUUUCAUAUGUUUUUACAGACUUUGAUAUAUGACGUUUUUGUCAUGGCAGUGAAGUUUUGCUUUCCAACCAUGUUUAGUUUAAGAGUCAGCAGUGCCCUUCUCUUGUGCGCCUUCCUCCGGUUGUUCUCCGGGAUCGGCGGACAGGUGCCGAAUUGCCAGGAGGUCCGCGCCGUGUUUCACACUCUGCACCCGGGGUCCAAGUGGGUCCCCGAAACCGCCGUCUCAGGUGCUGACCUGCAGGUUUGCCAAACCAAAGGCCCCGCCUGCUGUUCUAAAAAGAUGGAGGAGCGCUAUCAGUUUGCCGCUCGCAGCAACAUGGAGUCCGGCCUGCAAGAUGUCAGUGCUCAACUCAAGCGUAUUAUCAUCCAGAAUGCUGCCAUUUUCCAAGAGGCUUUUGACUUGGUGCUGCGCCAUGGUCGAAACGCUACACUGGCUAUGCUCAAGUCAGAGUUCCCCGCUCUCGGAGGCGGAGCCCAGAGCUCAGUCGGGCAGCUCUUCCUGGACAUGUCGCUCUACAUCCUGGGCUCAGACUCCACGGUGGAUCACAUGGUGACGGUGCUCUAUGGCCGCCUUUUCCACAUGACAUAUCGUCGCCUGCUUGGGGGCAGCGGGUCUUUGUCCGAGGAGUGCGUCAAAGAGGCCUGGAAGGACUCAGCAGCCUUCGGCCCUUAUCCCAAACUCAUGAUGACCCGUCUCUCCCGCUCCCUUCUUGCAACGCGAGUUUUUCUUCAGGCGUUGAACCUGGGCAUCGAGGUUGUUAAUACCACGGACCACCUGCGACCUGGUCGGGACUGUAGCCGAGCCUUGAUGAGACUGUGGUACUGUCCACACUGCCAGGGCUUGCUUGGGCCGCCAGUCUGCAGAGGAUUCUGCCAAGCGGUGAUGCACGGCUGCCUGGGGGGAGCGGCCGAGGUGCAGCCUCAUUGGAAGACCUAUGUGGAUGGCUUGGGGAAGCUGGCGGCGGCCAUGAGCGGCGAGCAGGACAUGGAGGCGGUUGUCCUCAGACUUCCGGCCAUGAUCAAACUGGCACUCAAGAAUGCAGUAAAUACACGCGGCCGUCUCAGUAGUGUGGUGAGCGGCAUGUGUGGACAAUCUCAACAGCGGACCGCCCGCUCUGUCGUAUCUCCUCCUUUCCAGCAUCCCGCUGCCUCUGUGGCCCGCAACACUCAGCCAUCACCCUCGGAUCCUGAUGAGACCUUAGCGGGACUCCGGAGGGAGUUCAUUUCUAAUCUGAGAGAAUUCAGCUCCUUCUACAGUGGUCUCGGGGAGUCUCUGUGCAGCCGAGAGCCUCCUCCAGCAAACCACUCUCUCUGCUGGAACGGGCAAGAAAUGACAGACAGGUUUUCGGGGCCCAACCUGAAGCGCUCACACUCAGGUUCUGAAUCCCGAAACAACAAGCCCCUCGAGCCUGUCAUCAGUCAGAUGAUAGACAAACUCAAGCACAUCAACCAGUUGCUGCGUCAUGUAACAGUGUCUGAAAAACGCUGGAGGGCCCGGACGCGCGCAAAUGGGGUGGUCGGGUGGAGCGAUGAAGGCGACGAGGGAUUCCCAAGCGGCGACUGUGAUGAUGAGGACGAGUGCACUGGCAUGUCGGGCCUGGGACCACCACCACGACGCAAACGUUUACGCGUCUUUGCAGACCUCGCCGACAACCUGGCAAUGGAUGAUUUCACCUUCCAGGAGCAGCUUCUGACACCUCGGUUGGCCACAGCUGGAGUUGGACACAUCCCUUCGCCUGGGACUGCCCUGGAGAGCGUCUAUCUGGUCCUGAUGGUCUCUGUCGGUCUGUGUUUCCUUCUUCUGUGUCACCACUGACCAUCUGCCCUGUGCACUCACUUGAACGCACCACAAACUCUGUAGAACAAAAGAAACUCUUUUAAACAUGAUUGUUUCAGAGACGUGGUUCCGAAAAAGACUGAACAAAGCAUGAGCAUCAGACAAUGCUCAAUUCUCUUGUUUUGAAAGCACAACUGAGAAACUUUUACUAUUAUGGAAGUAAGGAACCCGUUCUCUCUGCAUCUCCCAUUAUUAACGACUGAGAGUAUUGCAGCAUCUCCACUCUGAGUCUGACAUCGAAGUCACCGCUUAGUACUGAGCACUGUCAUUGACCGGCAAGUGGAAAUGGGAGGCAUGUGGACAUUUUUUUUUCUCAAAUGCUCCCUGUCCUUGCCCGCACUGAAUUACUGCCUUGCAAGCACUAGACCCAUGGAAAUGAAUAAACCCCACCUCCUCCCUGCCUUGACAGGUAAAAACCCACACAAUCUCCCAAUGCCACAAAAAUUUCUCAUGUAGUUCUCUGGUGUUGUUGUUUAUGUCCUAGACAUAGCCAAAUAAUUUCGGACUGGUUGCUCUUGCCGGCCCAUUACAAAGGUAGUCAAGGCCUGAGCGUAUAUGUACAGUAUGUGUCCGGCUACAAACUGUACUGUGUCAGUUUUUCUGUGUUGGUUCUAUGCUUACAAAAUAUGAACAUUUUCAAUAUUAACAAAUUUGAUAGGCCACAGGGUGGACUGUAAAAAACUUCUGGAAAAUAUAUUACCGUAUUUGACAAGGUGUCAAGAUGGAAUUGUAUGGAAAUAUUUACAUGGGAAAUGUUGCUUUUUAUUUAUUUAUUUAUUUAUUUUUUAUUAAAUGACUGUGUGUUUGCCCGCAGUUCGGUAUAUCUACUUGGAUGUUUGAAGAUGGCUAGGUGUUCUUGAUAGCAUGUCCCCAUUUAAUUUUGAUGACAAUUCACACAUUGACAACUUUGUAAAUAAUUAUGACCAUUUAAAAUACCCUGUUGUUUAACAAAGGCGAACAUUCAAAUUUUGUCAAAUUGGAGAAGCCACGUGUACGGUGCACUGGCCCUUUAAGAGAUUGAUGUGUUUCCUGCUACACUGAAGGCCAGAAAUGUCUACACAUCAUUACAGUACAUUUGCCUUGAGCGCUGAAUGGCACCAAACCAACGUAUGUAUUUUUCUAUUGUUUUUACGAGUGUUUACAGGUAGCCAUGUAUAUCAUACUGUCACUGCAAUGAUGAACAUUAAUAUUCAAUAUUUCUGUGUGUCUAGAUGUAGAUGUGAUGUGUGUGUUUUCUGAGUAAAGAGCACUGACGUUUACAUGUAAAUGAUUUUGAUCAGUUUUAUUUUCAGUGAUUCAUGUCAAUUUGACAUUGGCAAUCACAAAAAACAAUUUGUUAUGUAUUAUUUAUUCAUAGUAUUAGCUUCAAAGUCAUCAAUAUUAAAAUAUGCUGGCCAAAUACAAUUGAAGGAAUUGUUCAGUCUCCCUUGUGAAAUGUAAUAUACUAUAAAAUAACUGGUACAUCUCCAAGCUACACAUGAAUGAGGAAUCUUUUCCAAUCGCUCCACUUUUUCACAGCUAAUAUGGUGGUGACGCCGAGGUAUGAUUCAGCUAUUAAUGCGGUGUUUGUGGGCUCUAUUUUCGGAGACAACACAAAUGCACUUGGGUGUAUAAACUGCUGAAUCUUUCAUUCCAGUGCACACCUAGUUUAGCGUGUUUGGAAAUUUGGCAGACUAUGCUGUAUCAAUCUGGGCAUUCUGACGGACCGAAGGCGUUUUCUUUUACACGCCCUCGGUGUACCUGAUAAUUUGGUGGCUGAAAGCUAGACUAAACUUUAGACAAGCUGGAAGCAGGUCACACACGGACACGGGUUGGAAGGCGCUCCCAAAGUGCCCAUUUCACACGGCUGAUCUGUGAUCACCCUGGCAUACUUGACAUCAUCCACCGGUGGGGGUCUAAUUGCAGUUCCAUAUAAACAUACUUUUCAUGCUUCGAUCUUUUGCAUGACCUCCAGGGCAGCUAUUUCUGCUUCUACCAUGACAACGACUGAGCACUUCUCCCUCACUGAUUUUAAAUGGAAUGAGAGGAGCCGCUUUCAUUGGGCGCGAAUCAAGUCAGCUUUGUUCACGCCCACAACGGCGCAAACGCCAAUUUCCGAUUGUUCUAGGUCGACAAAAAUACAAGAAGAAAAUAAACUCCACCCAUGCACACAAUCGAAGCUGCUUCGCAUUAGACUUGGCUGGGCAAGAAAAUGGAGCCCUAUGCGUAUGUCUAUGGUGAAGGCAAGGAACAUCAUUGAUGUCAUUGAUGUCAGCAGAACUGUAGUGGAGUUUCCUGCCAAUGUCAGCACUAGGCAACAAAAUGUUUGUCUAACAGUCAUUGCAAUUCAUUUUCACUUGCGGGAGCUUUUAUAUGCACUUUUGUAUGUUGCAUUUAGAAAUAUUUUUAUUUGAAUGUUUGUUUUUUUUUUUCCUCAAUGAAAGCCUUGCUUUGAUUUCUUUUGGUUGUUAAAUAUGUAAUGCCGCUGCCUCCAACCGUAUAGUGUGAAGGCUUGCACUAUAAAGUUGCUGCCACCAAAAUGACUUUCCGUGUCGACGAGACUGGGCUCCAAUUGAAAAUUGCAACAGUAUUGUGUACAUGUCAUGAGCAAAUGUGUCCAAACGAAUGGUUUCUACUCCUCUCAAUUUCCCAAUGCCGAUUGGGAAAAGUGACAUUUAAUCUCAAUGAAUGUAUUUAAAAUGACUUGUAUCUAAAUGUAUGUCUAAUGUGAAUAAAUACCCAUUGAUCAUUCUA